Messenger RNA from Drosophila takahashii, 779 nucleotides. RefSeq names its product oxaloacetate tautomerase FAHD1, mitochondrial. Gene Ontology annotation, molecular function: acetylpyruvate hydrolase activity. Gene Ontology annotation, cellular component: mitochondrion. Lineage: Eukaryota; Metazoa; Arthropoda; Insecta; Diptera; Drosophilidae. The record is from RefSeq and is a predicted model, not a curated record.
UCAAUGCCUAAACGCUCACUUUCAUUUGACCGCAGAGCUGUUGUAUUCUAUUCAUUUCCUCCAGUUUCACGAUUCAGUAAACAUAUUUUUCUUAAAUUUCCAGUGGUUCAACUAACCCAAAUCUUCAGGAUGGCUUGCCGAGACCAGAAUGCCGCCAACUUCUUGAACGAAGGCAAGAAGAUUGUGGGCGUAGCUCUCAAUUACAUGGACGUUGUGAAGGCCAGAAACGUUCCGGUGCCCAAGGAGCCGCUCGUCUUCCUCAAACCCACCACAUCAUAUCUCCAGGAGGGUCAGCCAAUAGUGUUGCCCAAAGUCUUCACCAAGGUGGCCUAUGAAGUGGAACUUGGCGUGGUGAUUGGAAAGACCUGCAAGAACGUCUCCAAAGAAGAUGCCUUAAACUAUGUGGCCGGAUACUGUUUGGCCUUGGAUCUCACGGCUCAAUGCAAUUUGGGGGCAGCCCGAGCGGCUGGUCAUCCAUGGACCUCCAAGUUUAUACCCCUCGAUCAAGUGAAGGAUCCACACAACCUGCCGCUUUGGCUCACGGUCAACGGUGUCGUAAAGCAAAAGGGAUGCACCGCGGACCUGAUAUUCAAGGUGCCCGAUAUUAUUUCCUACGUGUCCAAGUACAUGACCCUGGAGCCCAACGAUCUAAUCCUCACCGGAACGCCCGAUGGUUCGGAUGCCUUCAAGGCUGGGGAUGUGAUUGAGUGCGGAAUGGCGGAGCUAGCCAAACUUACUUUCCAAGUGUGUGCUGAAUAAAUAGAAAAUGAGAAAGCUAA